Molecule: messenger RNA, 823 nt
Organism: Rubroshorea leprosula
Lineage: Eukaryota; Viridiplantae; Streptophyta; Magnoliopsida; Malvales; Dipterocarpaceae
Source: the annotation of a GenBank genome assembly
UAAUCCAUGAAAAACCUUAGGAUCGCGAUCCAGGACGAAGCUGUGAAGAUGCAUGUCGGGGGCAUAACAGUGGAUCCCAAUUGGUUCCUGCAAUUGAUAAUCACUCUCUUCAUCGUAGCGUUCGCGGUGCUUUAUUUGAUCAAGAAUACAGCGUCGAAGUACUUCGAAGUCAACGCCAAUUUCGAUAGGGAUCAAACCAUGACUGCGAUUCCGAUGGAUUCCGGUCGGAUUUCUUGCGCCAUCUGUGGGAAUCACAGCACCAAGGUCUGCUCUCGUUGCCAAUCAGUUCGUUAUUGGGAUCAAAUCAUGACUGCGAUUUCGAUGGAUUCUGACCGGCUUUCUUGCGUCGUCUGUGGGAAUCACGGCACCAAGGUUUGCUCUCGUUGCAAAUCAGUUCGUUAUUGCUCGCCAGAAUGCCAACGGACACACUGGAAUUCUGGGCAUCGGACAGAAUGUAAAUUAAAUUCAUCGGCGGCAGCAAGAACUAAAAAGUAAUCUGGAAUUGCACUUGUACCCGCGAAACAUCAAAGAUUAUCAAAAAGCCAAGAAAGGUAUUGGAUGUGGCCAGAAUAACUAAAACCUUUAACAUUCGGAAAUGAAUUGGUGAUUCACACUUAUAUUUUCAGGUUCUUUUUCCAUAUGAUGAGUUUCUAAAACUUUUCAACUGGGAAAAGCCAGGAUUCCCAAUUGGGUUACUUGCAGUGUGAACACGGUUUAGCAAUUGCUUGCUUGCACAAGACACCCAAUUGACUAGCAAUUUUUAGCAUAUUAGCAGGGUUUUUGAACAUCUAAGCAAUGUAUAGCAUAAACAUUUUAGAGAUCU